Anguilla anguilla (European eel) is the source of this 21135-nucleotide messenger RNA. RefSeq names its product zinc finger and BTB domain-containing protein 20-like. Bases 707 to 2836 code for a protein of 709 amino acids. Gene Ontology annotation, biological process: regulation of immune system process; negative regulation of transcription by RNA polymerase II; regulation of cytokine production. The transcript has 4 exons. Lineage: Eukaryota; Metazoa; Chordata; Actinopteri; Anguilliformes; Anguillidae. The record is from RefSeq and is a predicted model, not a curated record. Gene Ontology annotation, molecular function: RNA polymerase II cis-regulatory region sequence-specific DNA binding; DNA-binding transcription factor activity, RNA polymerase II-specific; protein binding.
UUUGUUUCAAAUGUAAUUGUUUAAUCAUAGCCUACAAGCCGAGCAGAUUUGGACGUAAAGCCUGGUAAAGAAAAUAUUUUGUUUCAAUAUAUUUCCGUGCCGAGCGCUUACAAAAUUCCGCCUGCUGAAGUUAACACGGGUUAUGCUGAGAAAUCGGUUUGGAAACUGUAGCACUCCGUUCUCCAUGUUGGUUUCAUUUUCUCAACCAACUUUGCUUGGGGAACGCUUUCUACUUCGGAGCCUCAAUGGAAGCUGUUUCAGGUUAAUGCACAGUGAGAGCUCGCUGUUACGAUUGGGUAACGGUUAUGUUCAACGGCGUAUUUCCCAACCUACAGGUUUAGACAGACCGCUUUAUGUUCCAAUCGUCGGAGAAAAGGCGUGACUGUUGAAAAUCUUCAGCGAAUAGUGAAAUAUGGGCGGGCAUGGAGUAGCUGGUUGAAGUCCUGUACGAAGGUUGGCUGCAGCGUGUGUUUAUUGAUGAGAUGAAAGAAGAUGGAAGUGAGAAAUGAAACAAAGUAAGGGAAAAUAUUGAAAAACGCAAAAUCUUGCCGGUGGAAAAAGUGGAGAGGCUGUGAAUCGCAGUUGCCACGAGGGCACGAGAAGGAUAACAGAACAGAAGAUCAAGAGACAUCACACUGGAAAAUGCAGACUGUGAGAAUCCAUCUGCAGACGUGACUGUAAACUGGAAUGAGCCAGAAGCAAGGAAAUGCAGUGUGGAGAAAAGCUUCCAUGCUCUUGGAAUGGUUACAUCAGUUGCAAGGGGAUGACCGAGCGCAUUCACAACAUCAAUCUCCACAACUUCAGCAAUUCUGUACUUGAGACCCUCAAUGAGCAGCGCAACCGCGGGCACUUCUGUGACGUGACUGUUCGGAUCCAUGGAAGCAUGCUUCGAGCCCACCGCUGCGUGCUGGCUGCCGGGAGCCCCUUCUUCCAGGACAAGCUGCUCCUGGGCUACAGUGACAUUGAGAUCCCCUCAGUGGUCUCGGUGCAGUCCAUUCAGAAGCUGAUCGACUUCAUGUACAGCGGAGUGCUGCGGGUGUCCCAGUCCGAAGCUCUGCAGAUCCUCACAGCCGCCAGCAUCCUGCAGAUCAAGACCGUGAUCGACGAAUGCACUCGAAUCGUCUCACAGAACGUGGGACUGGGCGGGGCCGGAGGCUUGCCUUUUAUUCCUGGGGACUCUGGGCAGGACACGCCUCGAGGUACCCCGGAGUCGGGGACCUCCGGCCCCAGCAGCGAUGCAGAGUCUGGCUACAUGCAGCCGUCCUCGCAGCAGAGCUUGGAGCGCGUGUACACAUCGCUUUAUUCCUGCUCCAAUCUCUCGCUGCAGAACGGCACCAGGGAACGCUCCUACUACGGAGGCGCAAUCGUGGGCGGCUUCGACUCGGCCCUCUCUGUACAAAAAGACCAGCAAGACCCCACGUGGAUCACUCGCAUUCACGAACGGACGCAGGAGUUGGAGCACUUUCUCGGCGCCCAAGAGACGACUCAUUGCCGAAAACAGCCCCGGCCCGUGCGCAUUCAGACGGGCGGGAUGCAGAUAAAGCAGGAAGCGGAAGACUACGACUACGGCUGCUACAACCAGGAGCGCAGCGAGUUUGAGGAAUGCGCAGAGGACACGGAUCAGGCUGAGGGUACGGAGAGUGAGCCCAAGGGAGAGAGCUUCGACUCGGGCGUGAGCUCGUCCAUCGGUACUGAGCCUGACUCUGUAGAGCACCAGUACCUGGUGGGAUUCGGGCGGGAAGGGAGUGGAGAGGGGAUGCAGGGCGAUGAACCCCCGUUACAGAUAGAAGUCAAUGAUUCCUCUCCUGAACAGAUGACCGAUGCUGAGGACAGAGCCACAUCCCAGAGUACAGAUGAUCUUAGCAUGUCACAACCCCCAGCAAACCACAUUGUAUCGCCUUCAAUAUCCAGUGCCCAUCUCUACCUGCGUCAGCCAGAUGCACUCACCAGCAACCUGAGGAUGCCCCUCACUCUGACCAGCAACACACAGGUCAUGGGCACUGCUGGAAACACCUACUUGCCCACCCUCUUUGCCACACAAUCCGCUAGCAGCAACAAGCCCUUCCUGUUCAGUCUACCGCAGUCUAUGGGGACCCAGCAACCGCAGUUUUUGGCCGUUCCACCUCCCAGCAUGCCUUCCUUCACCAACCAGCUGUCAGCCCAGCAGCCUUCGGCCCAGCAGCAGACCACCGGGGGCAUGGGACCGGGUGAGAAGAAGCCCUACGAGUGCACGCUGUGCAGCAAAACCUUUACUGCCAAACAGAACUACGUGAAACACAUGUUCGUGCACACUGGUGAGAAACCACACCAGUGCAGCAUCUGCUGGCGUUCUUUUUCCCUGAAGGAUUACCUUAUAAAACACAUGGUGACACACACAGGGGUACGUGCGUACCAGUGCAGCAUCUGCAACAAGCGUUUCACCCAGAAGAGCUCGCUAAACGUCCACAUGCGCCUGCACCGCGGGGAGAAGUCUUACGAGUGCUACGUCUGCAAGAAGAAGUUUUCCCACAAGACCCUGCUGGAGAGACACAUGGCCCUGCACAGUUCAAGUGGCACUGGGGUUACAGUUGUCACUGGUGGAGGGUCAGGAGGCCCGGUGUCCAUCCCAGUGCCCAUGGCUGUUCCUGAACCUGGAGUAGGAACGGUUGCCCUGGCGAUGCCUGCGAGCAGUGGAGCCGGAGCAGGGGGCGGGGCUGGAAUUGGCAUGGGAGUGGGCGUGGCCACUGAAGCAGGCUGCCAGGAGGGGACCACCUACGUGUGUUCUGUCUGCCCGGCCAAGUUCGACCAAAUUCAGCACUUCAACGACCACAUGCGUAUGCAUGUCUCGGAUGGAUAAGUACAACAAAAAGAAAAGAAAAAUGGCACUAAAAAUUUUUUUUUCUUUUUUGGGGGCAUGAAGAGUAAUGAGUAUAGACACUGGCACAUUAAGUUUCCCAUACAGGAUGGUAUUCUCUUUUGGUAUUCUUAAAGAAAAAUAUGAUGGUGGCCUUAAGGCUAUGUAGUUAGACAAUGGUCCACUGGCUGGAUCUUCACUACAGGCCUCUAAAUGUAUGCUUUCCUCAAAUACUGAUUUAUAUGUUGAACACUACCAAAAGGCCUACUGUCUCUAGAAAAGAAAAGAAAAAAACAUACACACAAGCAUACGCACACAACAUAUAUACAUUUAUAAAAUGUAGAUUUUUCCCAUAUGUACCGUUUUGGACAAUGUAAGAGUCCAAGAUUACUGUGGUGUAAUGGCCUCUUUCAAAAAGGAUAAAGUAUCUUUGAGCUUUUGUUUCAUUCUAAAAGAGUAAUGAUGGUCACAAGUUUGCCUUUUUAUAUUGGAUAGGAAGAUGAGAGUUAUUCAUGUGAAACUUUAGAUAAUUGUUUAUUAUCGUGAUUACAAUGCAGCUGUUGUUGUUCAUAAAAUUUCAAAAUAGCGAUUAUGACUUCCUACAAGUGGGUAAAGCUUAUGAAAUAGGCAUUUGUGUUUCCAGCAGUAUUUGAGCAACAAAGUAAAAUAGUAAAGGGUUUUUUUUUUUCAAAUUUGCGUACACUGCCACUAUUAUCUUAGGAGACUGUUAAGGCAAUUUGACCUCUUCCACUUAGAAAAUGUGAGCUUAAACAGUGUAGAAGACUCCUUUUGAAAUAACCGAUCCUUUUAGUUUUUGCCUUUAAAGUUUCCAAUUUUGGCAGCAUUAGAAUUGUACGUGCUGCAUAGCCUGCCCUCUAAUUUGAUUGCUGCUCCUUUUCACAUUGCUUCAGACUGUUAUCAGCUGCUGUUUCUCUCCACCUUUUUAAAUAAUCUUUUUUAUAAUUAUUGAAAAGGCUUACCAAUAAUGAAUAUCACAGUUGUGGAUUUAAUUUGAACAUAAUUAUAGUGUUCAUUUUCAAUUGUCACAACCUCUUAUGGCCUUGUUCCUAUGUAUUUCCUUUUAGACAGACCAUGACUCAGCUGUUUGAGCAGCAAAAAUGCACUACUUUGAUAUAUUAGCCCCAUCUUGUGGAUUAAAUAGGACUUUUUCUAUUUAGGAGUUACAGGCAUUAUGAGAUUCAUGAGGCAAACUAAACCACAGAAUAAGUUUACCAGAUCACUUAUUACCACAGCUGUCAAUAUACCACAAACUUUCAGAUGGAUAUUGUACAUUCCUGAUUCCACAAUUUAAAAUAGAUAUCCGGUGUGCAUGAUACAUUUCUGAAUAGGUAACAUAUUAUAUUUCUGUGUCUCAUAUUAUUGGCUUGUUGCACAUUAUUGGGACUAUGAAACAACUGUUCUGAUAAACACAACUGCAAUCUGAAGAUUUUGCUUUUUUAUGUGUAGUGGACAUCGGUUGUAGCAUAUAGCAAAACCCAAUAGACCACGUUCAGUGGGGUGUUCCCUCAUUGGAUACAGUCUAAAAUAGUGAUGGGCACAGUGAGAUUUCAUGCAACCAUUUUGCUGUCAGUGAUUCACUGGUUUGAACGAAUUGUUUGCUGCAGAGAGAAUAAACAAUAGAUUUGUUCAAGGAAAUCAGUGAUUGGCAGCUUAUAGCUCCGCCGAUUAGGGGUUCAUGAAACCUGACUCCCCAUCACUUCUGUAAUAUAUUAGUAGUAGACUAAGGCCCAUGUUCAGUCUCGCCAUUGUGUGUACAUAUAUGUAUGUGUACAUAUAUAUGUAUGUAUACAACUUCUGUGUACAUGUGAUUGUGGACAAUACAGGAAAGUACAACUUGUUUCUUCAUCUGCAAACAUAUGUGAACCACAGUCGCUGUAUAUGCGUGCAAGUGCAUUUGUAUGUGAGUGUUUGUGUAUGUCUGUGUAUAUUAUGGUGUGUGUAAAUGAAGAACCGAGUUCUAUUUCCCAGUAUUGCGUGCAACAUCAUGAAUACAUAAGUUACAGAAAUCACAAAUAUGUUGCAUUAGCAAUGUAAAGGUAGCUAAAACUUCAUUUGAUUAUUCAAAGAUUAGGACAAACUAUAUUGCACAUUGCUAUUAGACUGAAUGAAGGCCAAGGUUGAACACUAAAAUAGUGCUAUUUUGCACAUAAUACUUAAGACAAUUUAUUAUAUGGUUAUCUUUAUAAAGGAAAUGUCUUUCCUUAAAGCUUGAGAAGAGGACUGCAUUGUUUUCUUGCAUAUAUGUUGCACUGCUUAAACCAAUAAGUGCACUACUGUUACCAGAGUUAUUAUAGUUUUAGAGAAUGUUUUUUUUUUUUUUAUCUAUUAAGGUUUAGAGUUCACUUUGUGUUAGACUAGUUUUGUUUUUUAUAAUGUAAUUCAAUGUUUCUUAGCUUUUAUCAUAUCUUGCUAUAUAUGUAUUGACUUGUGCAGUGUUUGUGCAAGCAUUUAUUUAAAUCCGAACCAUUGUGUGAGGUUCUUUCCACUGUCAUUCUUUUUUUUUUUUUAAAGUCAUGUCCUUCAAACGGCAGUUAUUUCAGUGCACAAAGUAGGACAAAUGUUGUUUUUCAUAUAGAAGCAUUCAUACCAAACAAAUGAAAAGAAAAGCAAAAAAAAUCCUUGUAGUGUGCUUGGGCAUAGCUGCUGAUUUUAAUGGUUUAUGGUAGGCUUUUCUUCUGGUACAUGUCUUUCUUUCAUUUUUUGCAUACUUAGAUAUCUGAAAAAUCUGUGUGUUUUUGACAUGAUCCAUUUGUACUUGUCCCAAGUCAAGUUGUGACACCUGAACUGUUGGGCUUCCUUUGCAAUACACAAUGCAGGUACUGAAUGAAUACAGCAGUUUCUACAGUAUAGUACGUAGUCUUCAUCGCCUUCUCCUUUAGAAAAUAUUUUUAAUAGCCAUUUUAUUCCAAUUCAUCUGAAAACCUAUAAGUGAGUGUUCCUUUUGAAAUAAUAAGAGAAUGGCUCACAUUUGAAAAAUGGUUGCUUUUUUAUUUUUUUAGUUAUUCAGAGUAAUUCUGAAUUCCUAUGGCUACUAAAAAGGAUAGCCGUUUGUUUUCGACUUGGACCCAUUUUUAUGAUUCUCCCACCAUGCAGGUCGGUAAUGAUAAUCAUUUUGUCAUGUCUUUCUUGUUUUCAGUCACCCUGUGAACCCACUCUGCUUUGCAAUGCAGUCCAAUAGGGCCACACAGACAUAACAAUAGAAAUUCAGCCAUGUUCAACAAUGCGGUAGGCAAAUGUAAUGAACAACUCUACCAACACUUCGCCCGUGCGCAUGAAUACAGUCUGCCACAGUACAAGUGAGGAAAUGUUUCUACAAUGUAAAAAUUGAAAAUGAGCAUUAUUACCACAUUAAAAACACAUUUCAAGGCUUGUUGGCAUAGCCCCAUUGGACUGCAUUGAGUGGAGUGGUCCUUGGGGUGACAAAAGCUCCACAAAAAAAGAUGUGACAAAAGUAUUAUCAAUUCCAGUCAGUAUGUUGGAAAUAGUUUGGAAAAAUGGGUCCAAGAAAAAAACAAACAAAAAAAAAGAGCUGUCCUUUAAAGAAAGCUACUGUAUGAGCUGUGAGUUAUCAAUGCUGACUGGAUGGUGCUGUCAGUUAAGGCAGUAUUUUGGUCUAUUUUUCUGAGUACUGUUAAAUACUUCAAAUGGAAAAGGGGAAAAUGUCCACAACUUUGUCCAAAACUACAAUUUUGAGGCUCUGUGUUCUAGCCAGUUUAGAGGACUUGAAAAUCCACAUCUCCGGCCUUUGUAUUGCACAUGUUAGGGGCUUUAUAUUAGACAUAUCAGUCAGAAAACAAUCAGACCGAUUCUCCAAUGUUGAACAAUGUUUGUGAUUCAGGGUUUCCAGUUUGACUAAAUUCUUCAGUAAUUGAGCUGGUUGCCAUUUUAAUAAUUGUCGUCAGUAGGACUCCUGGGGCUGGUUUGUAUAUAUCCAAAUACAAAAUUUUAUUUAACUAUCCGAUGUCGGUAGCAGAAUAUCCAGCUCUGUAUCCCCGUAGUCAAGUGCUGAGAGGGUUUUGCAAUGCAUUACUGAUGCCAAAAUAAGGAUUGCUAGAACCGUACUGGUAGAGUCAAAUCAUUCCCAGCACAUUAAUAUGAUGGUGGCAUUUCUCAAUGCUGUACACCUCCCACAUUCCAUCAAAACCAAUUGUUUCUUCAAAAUCGUUCACAUCAGUGCCCAAGAAGAUAUAGUACUAAUGUAAUCAAUUAAUGAGUCAAUAUUGAGCAGUAAUCUAAAAUGAAAUGUUUUAUGUUAAGUUCAACUGUAAUAUCCAUUUUUUAUUUUUUCCUCUUGUUGGAGGGAGGGGGAUAUUUAGUUUUAACCUACUUAAAAUAUGUUAUUAUAGAGCCUUUUUACAAUUGCUGAAGUUGUGUGAGAAAAAGAAGACUACAUUGUACUGAUAUCCAGUUUCUACACUUUGGUUGCUUGAACAAGCUACUUAAAUGAACAUCUUGACUUGUCAUGUAGUAGAGGUAGAGACCUUUGGGUUGUUCAAGUCUGGGUUUAAUGCAGUGCUGGAUACCGUCUAGUUUUUAAGUAAUGGCAAGCUGAGAUUGGAUGAUUGGCCUGUUAUCAUCACGUAUUAUUAUGUCCUUAUGUUCAUAAGCACGCUACAAUUAGUUAAUUUCGUAAUGUGUAACUCAAAACUUAUAACACAUUUUCUCUGCUCAUUGUUGGUUCUUGCAUAAAGGCCCUGUGUCUUAUUCAAACAGUAAUAUGAAAUGACAAUUGAUGUGAAGUGUGUUAAUGAGAAAAACCUGGCAGAUUAUAACUAUACUUCGGCAACAGGCACUUGGAAAACCAUUUCAUAUUUACUGGUUAUAACGUGUGAUUUAAUACAUCUUAUUUGGAAAUAUGGUUAUUCAUACAGUAUGGAUCCAGCCCCUGGUCUUUAAAGUACGCUAUCAUGCAUUGUGUCAAGUGAUCAGAUUUUUGACUAUGGUUUUAAUGUAUUAAGGUGUCUGCUGCUCAGUGCUCUGGGCCAAAAAGCCCAACAACUUAUACAAGAGACUAGACAUAAACGUGUUAUAAGUAGUUUAUUUACCCUGUGCUGUUCAGAAUUUAAAUAAUUGUGCCUGUGUAGUAACAUUCAUUUAUUUGUAGAUAAAAUGCUCAAUAGAGCAUUGCAAGGAACAAAAAGAAAAACAUAGGCCAUAAUAAUCAGAUAAAAAUAUCUUAUGUAAAAAGGUUAAAGAUAAUUGCCCCUUCCUUCUCUGUCAGUUUGUUACUGCUGGUAGAAAGUCUUAAAAAUUAAGAGAGAUUGACAAAACUGUUGGCAAAUUAAUGCAAUCACAAAUUAUAUUGUGUGUAAAUACUGUAGUUAUUUACGUCAGAAGCAUAAAUGUGUGGUUUUCUCUGAAACAGAACAUGCAGCCAGUGCCUCAAUAUAAAAGACAUUAAUCCUGGUUAAUGGUUAUAGUUUUUGAAUGAUAGAAAUUGUUAUUAAAAAAAUUGUAAUUUUCAUUUUUUUUUUAAAUUAAGCAUCAUUUGAUAAACAAAAGCUUUAAUUUAAUGCUUGCCAUUUCCCUUAAAACUUGGCAGAUAUGCUUUCCAAAUUAAUAUGACUGAUCAAAAUAUAAACAUUAAUGUGCAUUAGGAGCUGCCUUCAUUUCUUCCUUGAACCUGCUGUAUACCAUUGAUACUGAUAUAUGUGCAGUGUUAAUUCAACACUAACUGUGUUUAGAGUCCAAAUGUGUUUAAGUGUAUUCUAUCAGAGUAUAAUCAGAGUUUAUUUAACACUGAAAAUCUUGCUGUGUAUAGAUAGCACAUAAUAUCUUAUUUUUCAGAAUAAUCUUUAAUCAAUAAUUAUUUACAAAACACAUGAUGUGUUGGUAUCAAUUGUAGUGAAUUUAUAAAAGGAGUCUUUGUACAUUUUUGGCAGUGUUGCACACAAAGAAUUGUUAACAAGCCAGUUUGUAUGAAGCCUUGCAGAAUGGCAUUAUACCAUUUUUUUAAAAUGUAGGAAUAAUAAAAUCAUAGAAGGAUAUUUUAUGAUAGUUAUCAUUCAUUCUUGGCUAAAGAAGUAAAAUAGCAUUUAGGGUAGUUUUUUUUUUUUACUGUUGCCUAUCGUCGUUGCUGAGUUAAAUCACUGAUAUAGCUAUGAACUUGCCAGGGGGUCAUAAAUAAAAUGUUAUUACUAAGCAUCCCCCUCCACCCAAUUCCUCAUAAGUCUCUGCUGAACAUUUUCCCCACCAGACCAAUUUCCAUUUAAAUGAAUGUUUUGAUGUUUUUCCUUUAGCCUUAUGAAUGAAAAGUAAAAUUAUUGAUUAAAUUUGACAUAAAUCGUGUUACCAUUAGAGUUAUUACCAUUAGUGUCAUAGGUCAUAGGUUAAAUAAUUUUAUUAAAUUUUAUUAUGAAUUUUAACACAAACUGUUAUGUGCAAAAACAACUGCCUUAGCAGCUGUAAGGCAUGUAUAGUUUCCCCAGACCAGUAUUGCAUUUACUGGAAAUAACUAAAUCAGUUUCUUAUUUUUUAACAUUGAGGCAAUUAAGAUUAAUGCCAAAAUACUGUACUUUACAUAAUCCAAUUCAUACUCUGUUCUGUUAGCUUGUCUGCAUUACAAUACUAUUCUAACAUCUUGCAGUUUCCAUAAUGUAUUUUAUCAGAGAUACCAUUGUGUUUGCAUUUGGAAACAUUUCUUUUAGCAAUGUUUUAUAGUAAGUUCAUUAUUAGACUGUGAUAUAUUACUUUCUUCGUAUUUACAGUAAAUUUUCAUAGUAUUACUUCAGCUUGUGAAACUCAAUACUUUAACCAACCUUACAGUACCUUCUCAUGCAUGUUAAUAUUUACAGAUGAUAUUACAGAAAAUAUAGGUACAUUAUUACAUUAUGCUCAAUUUGUGCAGUGCAUCUGAAUCAUUAUUAUUAUUUAUCUUUACUUUCACAGUUUUCAUUUACAUUUCAUUGCUAUCAUUCUCUGCAUGCCAUUAGUGAGAAGGGGAGAACAGCCAUUGAGAAAGUCACUGCAGUGCUCCAGUAGUAGAUUUUGCUUUGAAGGUAAUUGUCAAAAGUUACUGAAUAGACUUGAAUUUUUGGCAAAACUGGAAAUUAAAUAUAAAACACGUGCACAGUGUGCAAAGUUAAAAAUAUGGUCAAAACAAAUAAAGGUCUGUGCCCUGCAAAUGCUCUUGAGUUUAGUAGUAAAAGUUUUUUUGCAUUAAAUGUAUCUAUGAACAGAACAGUGCACUAGAGCACAAUGGCCACAGCACCAGCAAGAACAGAUCUUUGUGCUGAAUUUAUUGUUUUGCUGAGAACACAGUCUUGCGUGCACACACACACACACACACACACACUGCAUGCAGUUUGGGAAAAUUAGGUAACUACUUAUGCCUCAAGACAACCAUUAUAUACCGAUUAAGAUUUCACUCACCCAGACUUUUUAAACAACUGAUAUAAUAGGUUAGUAGUGAUUAAUGCAUUGUCAUGUUUGGGGGAAUAUAUUUUUGCUAAUUUUCCAAAUUACGUUUUCUUUCUAACAUGUGACUUGUAUUUUCUUUUAAUCAUGCUGGUAUAUAUUAUCCUUUUCAAACAGUCUAAUGUGAUCAUUUUCAUUUUUACAACUACACAUGGAACAGUACCAUAUUAUUCAUUAUUGCUACUCAACAUUAUGCUUUGCUUUAGUAAUACAUAAAUUCACAAUUAAUCCAGUAAAUGUCCUUUCUAUGUAUACAGGUGUUUUGCAAGACCAUUUUUACAGGCAAUGAUACUAGAGCUUUUUAUCCAUCUCUCUUUAACAAAAGUGAGAGAAAGUGAUUCAAAUUUAGGACAAGUAGUGUGCCUUGAAGUGCCUAUUUGUACAUUAUAAAAGACCAUCUUCAUAGCAAUGCAGUAGUUUUCUACAGGACAACGAAAUAAGUUUUCCCAAUAUGCCCUAUCCAACUGCAUAAAGGUUUUAACUAUAUUUAAAUUUCAUUUAAAACUCCAGGUCUAUGUAAGUAUUUUGUAAUGUUGCCUGCAUAGCAGCAGUAAAUCUUCUAGUCACUAAAGUCUGCAAGAUUCGUAAUAGACACAGGAGACAAGAGCAGUUUUGUGCUCAAACACUGUAAGGACAAAAUUCAUGGAUCAUAACAACACUUCAGUACAAAGAAGCAUUAAUAACUGCUAUUGGUGUAACACCUGUUCCACUGCUGUGCCUGGAAUAUUACACAGCUGACUUCUGUUGGACAAUUGAAACAUCAUAUGUUACUAACCAGCCAACUAGCCAACUAUUUUUAGCCUUUAAAAAUAGAUAUUCCCUUUGCUUAUAGUGGAAUAGACAGCUACCUAUUCAUGAAUUAUCAUCCAGAGGAAAAAACAGGACAACGCUGCAACAAAUGGUUUGACCGUGUUGCUUUUUGAUAUGCCAAUCUGCAUUUGUAUUUUUAGUUUCAGUUUUGGAAGCCACACACUAUAAAGAUGGCCCAAUAACACCCUUGCUACUUUUCAAAAUGUAAAAUUUUGGAAAACUUAUAAAAAAUAAUAUUUACGACAGCUGUGGAUGCCUUGCCGGCCUGCAGUCAAAAAUGAACACUUAUUACACUCAAAAGUACCAUCUUGCUACAAACAAGAAAAUAAAAAACAGCAAUAAUAAAUUGGUAUUCGUGAAACACUGAGCAAAAAAUAUUUACAUAAACUAUAGUACACAUUUUAUCAAUUUAAAUUAAGAGUCUUUAUUUCCUUUUAUGUUUUGCUUUUACCUAGUCCUUCAUACAUCAUACACACACACACACACACACACACACAAAUACACACAACUAUCAUGUACAAAGAACAGUACUUUGUAUCACUUUUCCUGCAAUACCUUGUCUAUUUGUUAAAUAAAUAAAUAAAUAAAUAAAUAAAUAGGUAUAUGAUUCUUCAGGAGUUGUGAUACUAGGUGCCAGAAACAGUAGUUGUAUUAUACCCUGCUGCAUGUUUUUUUAAGAUGGUCAUUUUUUUUCAUUUCCUCUUUAUGUGAAUUCACUUCAGUUCCUGCAUAAUUAUCUACAACUGUACUGUACUCUCAGUAUGUUUAUAAUAUUUCUUUUUCAAUAGACAUUUAGUGACAGUACACCUUCAACUAUGCCCAGCUAUUCAGCAACACUGUUUGACUGGUAUUAAUGUCUUAUAAAUUGACAUUUGCUUUGCAAUAUGUUUAAACCUUAAAGAUGAGUCCUUUCUGUGAGUGCCUAACAUCUAAGACACAAGUAAACACAUUUGAAACAUUGAUUCACAACACAGCCUGCAAAAGCAUUUGCCUGUCUGCAUAGUAUUGUCAAACUGGCUGUGGUACUUGUACAGUAUGCUAUUUAAGAACUAAACUGUAAUGAUAACUGCUAACACAUUGUGCACUUUGUGUGGAAUUACAGUGUUUGUGUGUGGCGUGUGUGCGUAUGAAGCUUCUUGUGUGUGGGGAGAGAAAAACAGUUUCGUAUUCAUAGCAAUAAUUUCUGGAUCCUUGUCCCCAAUGUCAUUGUUCCAUAUGUCUGACAUAUUGUGCUAUAGAUGUGCUAGAGGGAAUAAGAGAUACGCAUAUUGCCUUUUGAAAAUAUUUAUACCCAAUAAUGUAUUUACAUGGUGACAUUAUUUUGUGUCAUGUAAUACUGUCAAAUUGUUAGUUUAUACGUAUGAAAAUGCAUUUCUCAGUAUCUACAAUUUUCAGAUGUUUUAUUUGCAAAUAGUGCUUGUGCCUAUUGUCCAAUGUCAUUUUACUAUUCUGUUAAAUCAAUUGCAGAGCCUUCCCCCCUAAAACUAGGAUAUCUGUGUAUACUUCAUAAAUAUUUUUUGACUGAUUUUGGCUCCUUUUUUGGGAAAAAAAUGUAUUUUGUCUUUUUCUUUGGGCACAUCUUGUUCUUGGAGAAAAAAUGUUGAUCUUUCACACAAGAUAUUUAGUCGUUCCAACAGCAAAAAGUGUCCCCAUGAGACAGAAAUCUGCUUCUUUUGUCAUUUUUUUCUAUUUUGUAUGCUUCCAAUAGAAUGUCAAAGGGAUUUUACUUUUGAGCAUUAAGAAGUUUAUAGUUAAAUUUAUAGUUCUGUGCAAAACACCAAUUCCCAUUUGAACAAAACUGGUUUUCAUACUGUACACAAUUUUCACUGAACAGAAAUUACAAAUGCAUCAAGUUCAGCUUUAAGUAGGCUAUCCAUCUUUAUAUAACUCAUUGUUAUAAUUUUUAUUCACACUCUGGUCUGAUGAUGUCAGUAUCAGAGGUUUCACAUAUAGCUCCAAACCAACUAAAGUGCAUUUCUGAAUCACUCAAAUUAAAUAUGUGUGAAAGUGCCCUUGAAACACAUUUUCCUAAACAAUGUAAAAGUCUGUUGAUGGUAAAAACGCUAAGCCCAUGACUUCUCUAUAUUCAAUUUGUAUGUGUGAAAGGCCAUUUCCUUUUUAGGCAAGUCACACAAGCUUUGUUAUUUGUGAAACUGUGAAUAAAUUCACUCUAUUGGAAACAGGUACGCUAUCAAAAGAUCCAUAGAGAGAGAAAUUGGAUUUUACAGGGCUAUAUUUUGUUAUAUUUUUAUAUAGAUUUUAAUUCUAUUGUGUCAUCUUCUAAAUAUUUUCUAUUGACUGAAAAUAUCCUAUCGUCUUAAAAAAUGUUUUGAAGCAACUUUGAUAGAUUAGAACAAAAUUAAAACCUAUAAUUCUGAAGAAAAAAAACAAGAAAGACAUGUUAUGGGCCAUUGGUUUUGACAGUUGAUUUUGCAAAAUACUUAAGUGUUUUUUUAUUUUAUUAUUUCUCCUGUGGUAUUUAUACUGGUUCUCACACACAUACACAAAUACACUCACGCACACACACACACACACACACACACACACAUUAGGCCAUCAUACCUACAUUUGUGUUUCACAUAGUUCGUAAAAAGAGAAAGAGCUAAAGGUACUGAAACCAGGUGCCUGUUGUACAUGUGCUCAUUAAGAAAUUAAAUCAAGAUCCAAAUAGUCUUAUUUCUUGUCAGCAUUCAAUUUUAGAUGUUAUGUUUGAGUUUUAAUGAAAUAAAAUUGAACCCAAAGGAAUUAAGAAAAUAGUUGCUAUUACUAUUAUAACAGCCACAUUGCCUUGCUUUUUGUAGGAUUCAAUUUUGAAAUAUUGCAUAUGGAUCAUGCACAAAUAUUAUUCUGAACAAUACAUAUGCCAUUGAUAGACCCUGACCUGUGAAUACUCUUUUGCUUUUUUCAAAUUUCAAACCCCAUAAAGUAAUGGAAAAAAAAUAAAAUAAAAUGAAUUAUUGAAGGCUAAAAGAACUGACAGCCAGGUGUUGACACAACAAACCCAAAACCUGUAGCUUGCUUGUUAACAAGCUAUAACAGAACGCCUCAGUGAUUCUUUCUUUAUAUCAUGUUACAAAGCAAAUACUUCUGUUCAGAGGAAGAUCUCUUAUUUACUGUGUUUAAUACCUGGGGUGAGCACAUCAAGAUACUACAAUGGCUACAAAACACUUCGUAAAAUCCGUGGUUUGCUGAGCAUUUAUGCUGCGGAAUCUUUGCCGAUUAUCAAUAUACAGAGAAGGAAGAGUACAAUUAUCAAUGAGUUCAAAUAAGCUUGACAUAUAAGAAAAUUCUGCACAAACUUGUGAUUUAAAGAAUAACCUUAUCACAAAUUAAACAAAUAAAUAUUUUUCCUCCUAGCAUUGGUUAUUUGGCAAAUUGAUGGAAAAUGGAGCAAGUUCCGAAUUAUGUCAAGGUUAGAGAUUUUAAAGAUGUACUAUAUACUAAUUAGCUGGAAUGAGAUAAAUAGUGUAGUUAAUUUUUUACAAUACAAUUAUUGCACAGUAGAUAUCAGCACUCAUCACAAUUUAUUAAAAAGUAUUUGUAAGCUACUCUCCUCUACACUGUUCAAGUUAACAACAGUAACUUAGUGGUUCUUAAUAGAAAAUAGAAACCGCAGAAACCGCAUUGGGCUCAACAUUGGGCUCAACAUUUUAAUUUAUUUUGUUUUCUAAGUGUGUCAAAUAUCUAAUGUCAAGUUCAUCUUCACUUAUGGUGUAGCUCAUAGUACUGCAGGCAUGCCCUUUCCAGUGGCUGAAAAUCCACCUGGUGUAUGAUCGCAUUUCCCCCAGUUCAAAAUCGAUUUGUUAUAGUACCAAAAAGGUUCAAACACUACAGAUUUUCAGCCGUAGUUUGGUUAGAUUGCCUAGUCAAGCCUUCAUUCUUCACGCUGCAGCAUAAAUAGACUCAAACAGAGCGAUAAACAUAGACAGUCUGUUUUUAUUAGGCUAUUAUUAGCAUGACUGUCAUGUUUGCACCAGAUGCCUAUUUGCAGUUACACAUAUGCUCCAAGAUGUUAUAUACAUGUGUGACCGAAAUGGUAAAAAUGGAGCCUUUUUAUGUGCUCUGCAGAGUGAUGUUAUCAUGGCUUGGUUUAUCGUCAUCUCCUGUGGUAGUUUGCCUUUUCCUUAUAUCAGGACAUAAAAUCUUUAUAUUAAACUAGAAAAUGGGGUAUAUUGAUUAUAUGUAAAUAGAAAUGAAUCUCUCCUAACAUUUGUUUUAAGUGUUUGUGAAAAUGCCCAGAUUUUCUGAGUGGAGUUUCUUUCUAAACCUAAAAGCUUGUGUGAUUUCCAAAUCCAAAAUGAUUUCCUAGUUGAGUAGAAGUACUGCCUUCAUAGUUACCAUAUAUUUUAUUACAUUUAGUUUUAAUUGAAAUAUUCUUUGUGACAUGAAAUAAACAAAUGCUGCAAUAUGGGAGGCUAUUAAGAAACAUGGAAUUAGCUACUGAGUGGUGUGGAUCAUAUAUUCCACAUCGUCUGCUAAGUUAUCGAUUUAAAAUGUCAGAAUUAUAUCCCACCUAUUUCAAGAUCAUAAGCGACUACUACUGGCUAGAUGAAGACAUGUAUAAGAGGCUAGCUAUCAUGGGCUAUGAAUUCAAUUUAGCUUGAUAAUUUGCAAACACAGUUAAAUGGGAAAAUAAAAAAAUGACUAAAUGUAUAUAAUUUAUUAACAUGACAGCUGUAUGUCUGAUAUGGCAUGUCUAUUCUGGCUUUUCUAGUUAACUUCUGAUUUUUUUUUUUUUUUUAACUUUUUUUUUUGCAAGUAGAAGAUACACUACACCAGCACAGAUAACACAGGAAACAGUUUUCUGUAAUGCCUUGGAAACAUUCCUUGUUUUUUUAAAGAUGUUUCCUCUAAAAUAUUGAGAUUUAAUUGCUUUAAAAGCACUUCUUUUUUUUACACUUGAUUGUACAAGGCGUGCGCACACACACACACACACACAUACACACACACACACACACACAAAUCUUUAGUCAGAUGGUGACAAUUACCAGAAAGACUUUUAUCCCAGCAAUAACUGGUCUGCUUACAUACUGACUGGUAUCAUUAUGAUUCUGUUGCAUUGUUAAGAGUGAGGUGCUAACAAAUAAUCGCAUUAAUUUUAGACAGAGGUUUGAAGUUUUAAUUUAAUUCUGGUCUGAAAAUUAACUUAUUUUUCAGCUCCACUUUGGAUUUCAAAUUGAAAUAAAACAUUGUAACAGUGUUGUCAAAUACAUAAUUCUUCAUUUGUGCUAUUGGAACAUUAUACAAUUCUUUGAUUAGAAGAGGAGUGGCUUUGGCUGUACUAGGCCACAAGGUUAGCUGGGAAAACGAGAUCUAGUUUCACAAAUGUUUACGUCUCCAAGGCCAUACUAAAACAAACAAAAACACUCUGAAAGAUGCAAGCAUUCUUAUGAUCGGUUAUAUUCUUAUAAUCUUAAUGUAGUUUCUUGUUUCAUAAAGAAUACUUCCUAUUAUAUAGCUACACUGUGUAUACAUGUCUGUAUUCUGGAACAAAGAAAGCUUUUAAAAUUUCCACAUAAGCGAAAAAUCUGGAAGUCAGUUGCCUGACCAUGUAGAUAUUUAACCCCAGUGCAGUGAUGUAAUGCUUACGUGUAGUUAGAUUUUAAGUUUAUAUUACCAGACAAAACAAUGGAGGAGAUAAUUUAGCGUUGAAAUAUUUAAAUAUUAUGUGAGUGUUUAUGAAUCAUAAAAUGAAAGAUGUGUGACAGAAAUUAUGUGUUUUGAAUUAUGAGACAGAAAUACUGUGUUUUAUAUUUGGUUAUUUAAAUUGUAAUGAAAUAAGUACAAUAUGUAAAAUCAUUGGAGAGGUACCUGAAUUUGUAUCAUGAAUGUUUGUAUUUUAGAUGGACAAAAAAUGAACACUUCUACAUCCUAUGUGAAAAUAUUCAUAAGCACAGGCUUAACAGCUAUGCUUAUAAUACCUGUUGUAGACCAGAAUAUCUUUUGUUUUGUGUUAAACAGAAAUACAAAGGAAUUUGAGCAACUGUAAUACAGGACUAUAGGCAUUUUAUGAUAUGUUUUUAAAUGUAGCAUCAAUAUUUCCUAUUCUUUUUAAAGGUCAUAUUUCGAUUUUUCAACUAAAUAUGUCAUCUCUUCAGCAUUUAUACUCCUGCUAUACACAUUAAUUGUCCUGCACAUUUUAUUAAAAUAUGCUUUGUUAAUGGACAAUAGCACGUUAAGACAAUGAUAGCUUAAAUAUAUUUCUCGCUCAAUAAUUAAACACUGCAUUUCAGUGUACUGUUACAUUUUCCUGAAUGUUUCUUCAAAACUCAUAUUACAAAUGUUAUAAAUGUUCCCUGGGUAGACUCCCUAAAACAACUUCAUUUGAUUUCAUUAAGUCAUGCAGGUGUUGGUGAUGUGUAACUAUUGUUGGUGUGAAUAAACAGUAACAUAAACCUGAGAACUCACUGAAUUGGACCAAUCCAAGUGUAGAAUGCAAACUUGGAUUAUGCCAGAUUGUGCUGAAACUGCAUCCAUGAUACAAUAUUUACCAGUCACUCUAUACAAAAAUAUGGUGCCUGACUGCCUUGUUAUUAACAUGGUUAUUUUUCCCUGAAAUCUUCCACUGCUUCAAUGUUGCAGACUAAAGAAAGUUCACCAUUAGAACAUGUACAUACUUUUUGGUGUAGUUGUGUCAACCUUGCUAUUAUAAGGACCAAAUUCCCUGCUUAUAUGGUAGAACAUGUUUACUGUAGAAUUUGUUUUCCUUUUCGUACACCUUAAAUAAAAAAAUAAUGAUUAGGGAUUUUCCAUAUAUUGUAGGCAGAAUUUAACCACUUUAUAAUUAGAUUUACAAGGAAAUAAUUGUUGGCGUUAUGAUGAAGUAGAGUUACAUUUAGAUUGUUGUUGCAUUUUUUUUUUUUGCACUAAAAUUGUUCUUAUGCCAUUUAUUGGUAAAUAUAAUAUGUUGACUGUUACCAAAAUCCCCCACUCGUAAAUUGCUGCCGCUUCCAAUGAAUGAGAGUCAUGAGAUACGUGAGCACCCAGGUUGGCUGCCAGACAUUUCGAUUUCUAUAGCUUAACUGACAAAUCAAUACCUUUUUUACUAGCCACAUCUAUUUUUGCCCUUAACACAACGCAAUAGUCAUGAAGAUUCUGCUUUCUGAAUUGUCAUUUUAAAUCUACAUUUGAUAUUUAGCACCUUAAAUAUUUUUAUGAAAAGAUUCCCUUUUAGUUACAUAUUUAAAAAGCUAUGGAUUUUUUUUUUUACAGUUCCUUUUUGUCUGAAUAUAAUUGGAAUACUUCUCAUAAUUUCAUUUUGGGUUUAAAUAUACUGAAUAACAAAAGGUAUGACCGUUUGAAAUUGAGCUGUUCAGAUUUGUGCCCUUCAGGAUAUGCUGCAGUAAUGUUUUAUCAGCUGGUAUUCUUCAUGUGUGCUCUAAGUUGGUUUGUCUUUUUAUCGUUGUUAUGAAACAAAAACACAUUUGUAAUGUAAUGACUGCUGUUGUAAGAUGCGUAACAAGGAGAUUUUUUAAAUAUACAAGGGCGUUUUAUACUCUGACUUGUCAAAGACACUGGACUGUGAGUGUGUUUCCAAUAUUUACGACCUGCAGGAUAUACAUGAAUAAGCAGCACGGAAUUCAGCCUUUUUACACCCAUUACCUGAGGGUUGACAGGUUCGCCCUCACUCAAAGAGAUGGUGUUUAGAAAUAGCUCACUUUGUCGUCUCACUUAUCUUAUUUUUAAAAGACAGUUAAUUGAAGAAAACAAUAGAUUUGAACAUAGCUUUUCACGUGAUUCAUCAUUUUCAACUUAAUAUUUUAAUCAUUUUGGCUGUUAUGCGUGUACUGGCAAAUGGUGGGCUAUCUGGUUGUUAGGGUCAUUUGAAACCAAAGUGUGCAUUUUGGGGGUAAAUCCAACAUAAAAAGACAAUACAAAGCUAUUUCCAAAUUUCCCUGUUGAAUAGACAGUUUUGAGUUUUCAAAUGACAACAAAAUGAUUAUUAAAACUCCCAAAGGGAUACCACUCCAAUGCAAUUAAACAAUUAGUAACCACUUAGUUUAUUAAUUUUGCAUUCUUUUUUUACCAGAACAUGGUUGACCCUGAAGUGACCUUUUAUAGUUAAUUGCAUAGCCCACUCCCACUUAUUCAACCUGAAAAGAGAUUUGCACUAAGUCGGUUUGUUUCUUUCUUGGAUAAAUAGCAAUAUACUUAAUUAAACAAACACGACCAAGAAAAACAAUGAAGAAAGCUGUCUGUGCACUAAGGUAAUGCUGUGUAAAAGGUGAUAUUUGAAAAGGAUUUUUUUCAUAGAUAAGUAUUGAAUAGCAAAGGUACAGAUUUAAAGCAUAUUACCUCUGGGAUGCAUUUGAAAAUAUUUGAUAAUAGGCACAUUCCAAGUAAACCAUCAACAGUGUCUGAGUCUUGGGCACAAGAGUCUUUGAAUGUUUCCUCUGGGGGAUGUUUUUGACAGAUAGAACUGUACCCAAACACUCUUUGUGCACUCAGUCAACAAACAGAUGGAGAGUAAAAACCAAAAAAAAAAAAGAGAAGAUAAUUACAUUGGCAUUGUGGGCAAAGUCCUCUUCACCUCUCUGGCUUGGACAUUAGUCCAGCCUUCCAAAGAAUUCCACUCCACACAAAUAUAUUGGACAUAGUUACCUGUAUAGAAAUAGCUUGAGGGAGUGACAGAGGAAAUCAUAUAGAUAUUGCUAUCUUCAUUAUAAUUAAUCAUAAAAAAUUAAGUAGCAAUAGUAUCUAUCACUUUAUCUCAGCUUUGUGGUGUUGUUGAAAGACCGUGUUGCAGUUUAAAUCUGUCAUGUGUUAGAGGAAGCAUAAGUAUGUGCCUUGUAAUUUUUCUCGGUGAGCUUGUUAUUGUUGAAAAGCUGAAGCCAGCCAAUUGUGUUUGCACUAAAACCAAAUGCUUUUGUGGUGUAGAGUAUUUAAGCAAGCACGUUACGUCACUUUAACGGUAUGCAUGAGUGUAAAAUUGGUAAGUCCCAGGGCUAGAGCACUCAUCUGUUUAUCAGUGCGUCUUAUAAAAUCCCCUGAAAAUAUCUCUGCUUUGUUCCGUGUUGCUUUACGGUUUGAUACCAUUCCCUUUGUCUUUGCAAUCACUUGCAGACAUGGUCCAUAAAAAACACAUAAAAAAUGAAAAAGGUAAUCUUUUAAGUCAACUAUUGUUUAUUCGUAACCUGAUUGAACAGUUCUAAUGCACAGAAAACAAAAAAAGUAUUUAAAUUUGUAUUUAUUUUUUAUUGAAAAUCAUUAUCUAUGGAUGAUGUAUGAGGUCGCCUCGAGACUAUUGGCCAGUCUGUUUUGGUUAUUUUUGUUAAGUUUUUAAUAUUUUCCUUGAGGAAAUAAAUAAGAGGAAAAUGACAUAGAGAUAUACAUGCUUUGUGUAUGAAAUGCACCUUAUUCAUGCUGAUCUGAAAGAUUGGCUGUGUGAUAUCUAAUUUAGCACCUUACUACACAGCAUGUUUUCACUUUACUGUGUACUUGGCGUUGUGCAACAUUAUGCCUGGUUUACUAUACUGCCAUGCAUAUUAUGUAAAAAAUAAAAAAUAAAUCUUUAUUUUUUGGAAAAUAAUUAAAGGGAUGUGCCAAAGUUUUUGAGGCGAUCUCCCAAGUUUUCUUUCAUAGUAUUUUUAUUCCCUCCAGGCUUAGUUAUAACAUUGGUAUGAUGUUUCCCAUAAUAACCUGUUAGAAGACAAUUUAUUUUAGUUGACAGUAUUCUUACUUGCCAUUUACAGUUUGCCCUGUAUUUCACGUAUAUUUACCAGUGAUGUGUAUUUGUUAUUAUAAAGAAAGUAGCUGUAAUGCUUCAUUAUGUUACAUAUUAUUGUGACUUUUUCAAAAAAAAAAAAAUACUGUGAAGACUUAUCUUGCAUAUACUUUAUACAGAAGUAUUAAGCCUUAAUACAAAAGACUAAAAAAAAACCCUGUGUGGAAGAAUAAACUGAUUGUUGCUAAGUAAGGAGGAUUUUUUGUAAAUGUUACCAGCACUUUUUUUUUUUUUUUUGUAAUUUUCACUUUCUGAGGUAUUGUACAAGUUCACGCUGUUUGUGAAGUUUGAAUAUGAAGGAAUAAAAACUCUAGUACUUUCCUGUACUUUA